AUGCGGCUGGAAUGCUUAAAGAAGAACAAUGGUGAUGAAAAGUACUAUUGCACUGCCUUGGGUCAGGCAAUUGACAAGGACCUCUGGGAGCUGGAAAUUUACAACUCCAAGAUCAGAGAUGCAGGGCAUUUUACGGAAAUCUCUGUUCCAGCAGAAAUGGCAGUUCAUGAGGCAAGAUGGAAUGAACAAGUUCCUUCCAGCAACCCAGGGCGUGGAAUUACCUCACAAACUUCUAAUGAUGCUGAAGACUUUCCCUUGUACUCGUUUGAUGAAUCCUUCAGAUUUGGGGAAUUCGUUCUUGAGGAUCAUAUGCUCGAAGACGGCAACUUCCCUGAUGGGUUGUUUUAA
This is a messenger RNA of Talaromyces atroroseus, 348 nucleotides long. RefSeq lists its product as hypothetical. The coding region runs from base 1 to 348 and encodes 115 amino acids. The record is from RefSeq and is a predicted model, not a curated record. Lineage: Eukaryota; Fungi; Ascomycota; Eurotiomycetes; Eurotiales; Trichocomaceae. The transcript has a single exon.